AUGAUUGUUGCUCCGGGAGCAUGUCGAAGACUCAAACCACCGUAUCCAUACGGAUCAAUUUCGAUUUCAUUUGGAGAGACAUUGUUCAACAUAAGAACUGACAAUUUCAUACUCGGAUUGACUUUUCUCGCUCCAUUGGCUAUUCUCUUUCUUAAUAUUUUGUUGGUUUUCAAAGUUCGAAGAAUUUUAUUUGAACGAAAAAUGAAUUCGAGUAAGAAGCAGAGAAAAUCACAUAUAUCUCUGACACUGACGACACUCGCAAUUAUGAUUCAACAUCUUGCGUCGGGAGCAAAAACGGUCAUUGGGAUCGUUCGUCCAGAACUAGUUCCGUAUGCUCUGAUCAUCAGACACCGUUUGAUUGAUCUCGGAAUGAUUUCAGUUCCAUGGAUUUUUUAUAUUUCUCAUCCAAUGUUUCAUGAAAAGACAGCGAGAGUUUCUUCAUUCACAUAG
Caenorhabditis remanei is the source of this 450-nucleotide messenger RNA. RefSeq lists its product as uncharacterized. NCBI's taxonomy places the organism in Eukaryota, Metazoa, Nematoda, Chromadorea, Rhabditida, Rhabditidae. The coding region runs from base 1 to 450 and encodes 149 amino acids. The transcript is spliced from 4 exons. The record is from RefSeq and is a predicted model, not a curated record.